AUGUUUAUCUGUUUGUUACAGGUUACGAAUAAGACGUCCGGCAAGGUGAUGGUGCUCAAGAUGAACCAGCAACGUGCCAACAGGCCCAACAUGUUACGAGAGGUGCAGCUCAUGAACAAGCUCAAACAUCCAAACAUACUCGGGUUCAUGGGCGUGUGCGUACAUGAAGGGCAGUUACACGCACUCACGGAGUACAUGGAAGGUGGUUCCCUCGAGCAGCUUAUCCUCAGCCGGCCGCCGGAGCCCUUGCCGCAGCCCCUCAGGGUCUCCCUUGCAGCUGACGUAGCAGAAGGCAUGAUGUACCUACACUCCCUCGGUGUCUUCCAUAGGGAUCUUACUACUAAGAAUGUAUUAUUAAGAAAGUAUGGAGAAGGCGACUACAUGGCCGUUGUCGCUGACUUCGGCCUCGCAGCUAAAAUACCUCAUCCUGUGAACGGUUACAGACUACCAAGCGUGGGGUCUCCAUGGUGGAUGUCCCCGGAAUGUCUUCGCGGACGGUGGUACGACCAUCGCUCAGACAUAUUCUCCUACGGGAUCAUUCUGUGCCAACUUAUCGCCAGGGUGGACGCCGACCCGGACGUGCUCCCCCGCACGGACAACUUCGGCCUCAACUACAUGGCGUUUGUGGAGCUCUGUGACGAGGACACCGUACCCGACUUCCUUAGACUAACCUUCAACUGCUGCAUCUAUGAACCAAAAGCGCGUCCGCUAUUCCCAGAAAUAGUGAGCAAGCUGGCCGAAGUGAAGGAGAGCCUCGAUGACGCUACCUGGGGCUCGCAUAGUACUAACAACCAUCAUGAGAGUGAGGAUGCAGAUUCAUCAGGCCCUCGGUCGUGUCCUGGCCUGUAUGCGUGGCGGAGACCACAGCGGUUCCGCUCCGAGGGCAGCCCGCGACACAACGACCACGACCAACUGCAACACAGGCGCUCGCUGUCCGAACUGGAGUGGGGCGGCGCGGGCUGGCCCGGGCCCGCCGAAGCAGUAUUUCCCAAGGCUAGUGCCGACGUCCCGUCGAGGAAGACGCCCGUACUAUAG
Molecule: messenger RNA, 1035 nt
Organism: Spodoptera litura
Lineage: Eukaryota; Metazoa; Arthropoda; Insecta; Lepidoptera; Noctuidae
Gene: cdi
Product: serine/threonine kinase
Biological process (GO): protein phosphorylation; actin cytoskeleton organization
Cellular component (GO): cytoplasm; nucleus
Molecular function (GO): ATP binding; protein serine/threonine kinase activity
Source: RefSeq, a predicted model, not a curated record